Molecule: messenger RNA, 3342 nt
Organism: Penaeus monodon (black tiger shrimp)
Lineage: Eukaryota; Metazoa; Arthropoda; Malacostraca; Decapoda; Penaeidae
Product: collagen alpha-1(I) chain-like
Exons: 5
Coding region: 1-3342 (1113 amino acids)
Source: RefSeq, a predicted model, not a curated record
AUGGGGUGCUCAACUUUAAAACAACGUAGUGCUCCCUGGAUCAACGCCAUCAGGAACACUGGUCCUGUAUAUCCGUUGGAAGGUUCCCUUGAAGCAUCUGGCACACGAUUCUCGGGGUCAGCUAUCGAGCCCCAAAAACCCCAAAAGGUCAGUAUCUCAAACCCCGGGCCAAAGGGUCAUGAUCAUAAAAACCCACGGGCCCAAGAGGGCGCAUCAUCAAGACCCAAAAACCCAAAAAAGGUCAGUAUCAUCGGCCCCCCGGGCCCAAAGGGUGAUUACAUCAAACCCCCGGCCCAAAGGGUCAGCAUAUCGAGACCCAGGCCCCCAAGGGGUAUUAUCAUCAAGCCCCCACGGCCAAGAGGGUCAGAUCAUCGAGACCCACGGGCCCAAGGGGGUCAUUAUCAUCAAGACCCAGGGGCCAAGAGGGUCAUACAUCGAGACCCACACCCCAAGAGGGUCAGUACAUCAGCCCCACAGGCCCAAGGGGUCAUUAUCAUCAAACCACGGGCCCCCAAAGGGGUUUCCAUCAUCGGACCCACAGGCCCCGAGGGGGUCAGUAUCAUCGAGACCCACAGGUCCAAGAGGGUCAUACACGGCCCCGGGGGCCCCAAGAGGGCAUAUCAUGGGAACCCACACCAAAAGGGGGGUCAGUAUCAUCGGACCCACGGGCCCAAGGGUCAUAUCUCGAGACCCACACCCCCAGAGGGUCAGUAUCUCAAGACCCCCGGGCCCCAAGGGGGUCAGUAUCAUCGGACCACAGGCCAAAGGGUCAUAUCAUCGAGACCCGGGGGCCCCCAGAGGUCAUAUCACGAGACCCACAGGCCCAAGAGGGUCAGUUCAUCAAAGACCCCGGGCCCAAGAGGGUCUAUCAUCGAGACCACAGGCCCAAGAGUGCAUAUCAUCAGCCCCGCGGCCCCCAAGAGGGGCAAUCAUGGGGCCCCACAGGCUCAAGGGGGCAGCAUAUCGAAAACCCACCCCCCAAGAGGGUCGCAUCACAGCCCCCAAAGCCAAGAGGGUCUUAUCAUCAAGACCCACAGGCUCAAGAGGGUCAGUAUCUCAGACCCACCGCCAGGGGGGUCAUUAUCGGGAGACCCCACGCCAGGAGGGCAUUAUCAGCGAGACCCACGGGGCCCAAAGAGGGUCAUACUGAGCCCCACACCCCCAGGGGGUCAUUUCAGCGAGACCCAAGCCCGGGGGUCAGCAUAUCGGGGCCCACGGCCCAAAGGGGGUAUAUCAUCGAACCCACCCCAGGAGGGUCAUUUCACGAGACCCCACGCCCAGGGGGGUAUUAUCACGAGCCCCACGGCCCCAAAGAGGGUCGCAUCAGAACCCCGGCCCCAAGAGGUCAGUACAUCAAGACCCACGGGCCCAAGAGGGUCGAAAAUCAUCGGCCCCCACAGGCCCAAGAGGGUCUUAUCUCAAGACCCACGGCCCAAGGGGGGCAUUCAUCGAGCCCACAGGCCCAAGAGGUCAGUAUCAUCGAGACCCACAGGCUCAAAGGGGGGUCCCUCUCGAGACCCACAGGCCCAAGAGGGUCACAUCAUCAAGCCCACAAGCCCAAGAGGGUCAGUACAUCGGACCACGGGCCCCCAAGAGGUCAUUAUCACAAGCCCCGCAGGCCAAGGGGGUCGUAUCAUCAAAACCCACAGUCAAGAGGGUCACAUCAUCGAACCCAACCAAGAGGGUAAGCAUCAUCAAACCCACAACCCCAAAAGGGGGUCAUUUUCACAAAAACCCACAGGCUCAAGAGGGUCUAUCAUCGAGCCACACCCCCAGGAGGUCUUUCAGCGAGACCCGCGGCCCAAAGGGGGUCAUUAUAUCGGACCCACAGGAAAAGGGGGUCAGUAUCAGGGGGGGGACCCCCACCCCGGGGGUUUAUCACGAGCCCACACGCCAGGGGGGUCAUUACAGCGAGCCCCACAGGCCCAAGAGGGCGUAUCACGAGACCCACACGCCCGGGAGGGUUUUAUAGCGAGCCCCAAGGCCCAAAGGGUCAGCAUAUCAGGCCCAAGCCCAAAGGGUCGUAUACGAACCCCCCGGGGCCCGGGAGGGUCAUUAUCACGAGACCCACACCCCAGGAGGGUCUUUUAUCACGAGACCCACGGGCCCAAGAGGGUCAGCAUCAUCGAGACCCACGGCCCCAAGAGGUCAUAUCAUAAAGACCCACAGGCCAAGAGGGUCCAUCAUCGAGACCCCAGGCCCAAGAGAGUCGUAUCAUCCGACCCCAGGUCAAGGGGUCAUAUCAUCAAGCCCCAAGGGCCCCAAAGAGGGUCAUAUCAUCAAGCCCCCGGGCCCCAAGGGGGGUCACAUUAUCGGACUCACGGGCCCCCAGGGUCAGCAUCAUCAGCCCAUAGGCUCAAAGGGUCAGCAUCAAAAGACCCACAGCCAAGAGGGUCAGCAUCAUCGAGACCCCACAACCCAAGAGGGUCAGCCAUCGAGACCCCAGGCUCAAGAGGGCUAAAGAGGGUCGUAUCUAAAGCCCCACAGGCCCAAGAGGGCAGCAUCCAAGACCCACACCCCAAAAAGGGUCAGACAUCGAGCCCAAGGGCCCAAGAGGGUCGCAUCUCCAACCCACGGGCCCGAUACAAGACCACGGGUAGGGGGUCGUAUAAAAAGACCCACGGGCCCAAAGGGGGUCAGCAUCAUCGAGACCCACGGGCCCCAAAGGGUCAGUAUCAUCGAGACCCACAGGCCCAAGAGGGUCACAUCAUCAAGACCCAUAGGCUCAAGAAGGUCACCAUCAUCGAGACCCACAACCCCAAGGGGGUCAUACAUAAGACCCCAGGCCAAAAGGGGGCCAGUAUCAUCAAGCCCACGGGCCCAAGGGGGUCACACCAUCGAGACCAGGGGUCAGGGGGCACAUCAUCACCCCCGGGCCCAAAGGGGCCAGUAUCAUCAAGACCCAAGCCCAAGAGGGUCAGUAUCAUAAAGCCCCACGCCCAAGAGGGUCAUAUCCAAGCCCCGGGCCCCAAAAAGCACCAGUAUUUCGAGACCCCGGGCCCAAGAGGGUCGAUACGAGCCCCACGGGCCCCAGAGGGUCAGCAUAUCGAGCCCCACACCCAAGGGGGUCAUAUCAUAAAGACCCACGCCCAAAGAGGGUCAUAUCAUCAUUACCCACAGGCCAAGAGGUCAGCAUCAUCGAGCCCCAAGAGGUCAGCACUUUCGAGAACCCCAUGGGCCAAAGAGGUCAGCAUCAUCGGACCCACACCCCCAAGGGGGCCCGAUCUCAAGACCCACAGGCCAAAGGGGGUCACAUCAUCGAGCCCCCCACAGGCCCAAAGGGGGGGUCAGUAUCACGACCGCACAGGCCCAUAUCAAGAUUCCUCUUUUUCCAAGGCAUAA